AUGCCCCAUGCCACCAGCCUGCCCCCGCCCGGCUUCCAGGCCCUCAUCCUGUGCGGCCCCGGCGCCUCGUUCAGCACCUUCACAUCGUCGCCCAAGGACAUCCCAAAGGCCCUGCUGCCCAUUGCAAACCGCCCCAUGGUCUGGUAUCCGCUCGAAUGGUGCUACCGCAUGGGCGUGACGGACAUCACCGUCGUUACCCCGCCAGAAUCUCUCGACGCAAUUGAGGCCGCCAUGUCGCAGAAUCCACACCUCACCACCCUGCCCUCGCCCAAGCCAGACAUCCUCGCGCCAAAGGGCCUCUCACACCAGACGAGUACCGGCGACCUCUUUCGCCUGCCCGAACUGCAGAGCGCAAUCAAGGGCGACUUCAUCGUGCUUCCCUGCGAUCUGGUGUGCGAGCUGGACGGCACAGCGCUGGCGGAUGCGUGGAUGGUCGAGCAGGGCGGGUUUGCAGGCGCAAGCGGCGGACUGGACCACAAUGGCGGCAAAAUCGCAUACGGCGCCGGGGGAGAGAAGCUGGGGCGGAGAGGCGGCAUGGGCGUGUGGUACGAGACCAAAGGCGAGGGCAGCAGAAAAAAGGAAGAGACGGACUUUAUCGCCACAACGCCCUUGGCCAAGCCCACCGUGCCCGUUCCCACAGACUCGCUGCGGCGCAACAUGUCCAAACUCGUCUACUCUGUUCCUACCGACACACUCAACGACAUCACCGAGGAAAACAAGACAUUUCCGCUCCGACAUUCGCUCAUCCGCAAGCAUGCGCGCAUACGGAUGCUGACGACACACCGCGACGCGCACAUUUACGUGUUUCCCUACUGGGUCAUGGAGAUGAUUCGCAAGAAUGAAAAGUUUGAGAGUCUAAGCGAGGAAGUAGUGGGGUGGUGGGCAAAGGCGAGCUGGCAAGACGGACUGGGCGAAAAGCUGGGCCUGAGGCAGAUAUUGCAGGGCGAAGAGGACGGGUCGGAUCACGAAUCUCAGGUGGUCGAGGAAGAGAUUGACGUGUCCAAGUUUAGCACCACAUACUCGGGCAGCAUCAAGGACCAGGAAACUUUGCCCACGGAGCUAGCAUCAAGAGUCACCAAUUCCUCCAGUAUACCAGAUUCUGCAAAGUCACUCGCAACCUCCAAGCUUACCGUCCCGCCUCUUCUCGCAUACGUCCAGCCUUCGGGCCCCAACGAGCCUCUUAUUCGCCGAGUGGACGAUUCUCACCUCCUUUUGACCAUUUCGCUGCGCCUCGCUAAACUGCCCUCGAUUGAAGAGGUCGGCAAGGAAGCCGCUUCGCCAUUUGCCCACCAGUCCAAGAUUGCCCACAAGGAAUCCAUACCACGAAAGUGCCGCGUCGAGGCUGAGAACUCGCUGCUCGCAGACAAUGUCAUUGUCGAGGAAAAGACCAACAUCAAAGAGAGCGUCAUCGGCUCCAACUGCAAGAUUGGCGAGGGCGCAAGGCUGCUGAGAUGUCUGUUGAUGGAUGGCGUCGAGGUCGGACCAAACGUCCAGCUUACCGAUUGCAUACUCGGUAGGCGGUGUAAGAUGGAGGGUGGUGAUGCCAAAGACGGCGAUAGGACUGCGCUCAAAGACUGCGAGGUCCAGGACGGCCAGGUGGUGGAAUGGGGAACUGAGGCCAAGAACGAAAAGUUUAUGCGCUUCGACGUGGGUGAUGAUGUAGGCAGUGACGGCUUUGGCGGCGAUGAUAUGGAGGGUGACAUGGGCGACGAGGAGGGGCUCUGAUUGCAGAAGACGGUGCCUUCUGUGAGAGAAAAUGGGCCAGGUAUUUAUGAGACAUAUCCAAGCAUUCACAAUCCUACGCAUUGACGCCAUUUGGAGCGUCUGCGUGCGGAGAGUACCAGGUCUUUUCAACAAAUAUUACUGAAUUGAACUACGGCCUAAGCCAGUGGUCGUUCAC
Molecule: messenger RNA, 1900 nt
Organism: Exserohilum turcica Et28A
Lineage: Eukaryota; Fungi; Ascomycota; Dothideomycetes; Pleosporales; Pleosporaceae
Exons: 3
Coding region: 1-1725 (574 amino acids)
Biological process (GO): cytoplasmic translational initiation
Cellular component (GO): eukaryotic translation initiation factor 2B complex; guanyl-nucleotide exchange factor complex
Molecular function (GO): guanyl-nucleotide exchange factor activity; translation initiation factor activity
Source: RefSeq, a predicted model, not a curated record